GAUACAGAUCAGAUGGUGACUGAAGAGAAGCUGCCCCAGUCCUGGGUACAUGAUGUACGCACCGAUUGAAUUUUCAGAACCUGAUUACCGACGAGUAGAAUAUCAAAGAAGACAGCAAUUUUGGGAUCCUAUAAGGCUAGCUCUUUUCACAUUGGCAAUUGUAGCUAUCAUAGGAAUUGCAAUUGGUAUAGUUACGCAUUUUGUUGUUGAAGAUGAUAAGUCUUUCUAUUACCUUGCUUCUUUUAAAGUCACAAACAUCAAAUACAAAGAAAAAUAUGCAAUGAAAACCUCAAGGGAGUUUGUAGAAAGAAGUCAUCAAAUUGAAAGAAUGAUAUCCAGGAUAUUUCGACGCUCUGGAGAAGGACGGUUUAUCAAAUCCCAUGUGACCAAGCUAAGUCCAGAUAAAGACGGUGUGAACGUUCUCAUGGUGCUCAUGUUUCGAUACCCAUCUACUGAUAGUGUUGAAAGAAUCAAGAAAAGAAUUGAAAAGAUUUUAUAUCAGAGUAUGAAGACUAAGCCUUUGCCUUUGACUAUAAACAAACCAUCAUUUAAAAUCACACCUAUUGACAGCAAGAAGAUGAGAAAUCUUCUCAACAGUCGCUGUGGGAUAAGGAUGACAUCUUCAAACAUGCCAAUCCCUCCAUCUACAUCAACUGAAAGAAUUGUCAAUGGAAGAGAAACAGCUAUAGAUGGGGAGUGGCCAUGGCAGGCCAGUCUCCAACUCAUAGGGGCUGGCCAUCAGUGUGGAGCCAGUCUAAUCAGUAACACUUGGCUCGUCACAGCAGCUCACUGCUUCCGGAAAAAUAAAGACCCAAGUCAAUGGAUUGCUACUUUUGGUAUAACUAUAACACCAUCUGAAGUGAAACGAAAUGUGAGGAAAAUUAUCCUUCAUGAAAAUUAUCACAGAGCAACAAAUGAACAUGAUAUUGCCUUGGCCCAACUUGACACGGGAGUUGAGUUUUCAAAUAAAGUCCAAAGAGUUUGCCUUCCAGAUUCAUUUAUAAAGUUGCCACCUAAAACAAGUGUAUUUGUCACUGGAUUUGGAUCCAUUGUAGAUGAUGGGCCUACCCAAAAUAAACUUCGGCAAGCCAGGGUAGAAACGAUCAGUACUGAUGUUUGUAAUAGAAAGGAUGUGUAUUAUGGACUGAUAACUCCAGGAAUGUUGUGUGCAGGAUUCAUGGAAGGAAAAAUAGAUGCUUGUAAGGGUGAUUCUGGUGGUCCUCUGGUGUAUCCUGAUAAUCGUGACAUCUGGUAUCUUGUUGGUAUAGUAAGUUGGGGACAAUCUUGUGCUCUCCCGAAAAAACCUGGAGUCUACACAAGAGUGACUAUGUAUCGAGACUGGAUUGCAGCAAAGACAGGUAUCUAG
This is a messenger RNA of Elephantulus edwardii (Cape elephant shrew), 1366 nucleotides long. It is a transcript of the gene TMPRSS11F, whose product is annotated as transmembrane protease, serine 11F. Gene Ontology annotation, cellular component: plasma membrane; extracellular region. Bases 50 to 1366 code for a protein of 438 amino acids. The transcript has 10 exons. NCBI's taxonomy places the organism in Eukaryota, Metazoa, Chordata, Mammalia, Macroscelidea, Macroscelididae. The record is from RefSeq and is a predicted model, not a curated record. Gene Ontology annotation, molecular function: serine-type endopeptidase activity. Gene Ontology annotation, biological process: proteolysis.